Messenger RNA from Schistosoma spindalis, 1215 nucleotides. The record is from the annotation of a GenBank genome assembly. NCBI's taxonomy places the organism in Eukaryota, Metazoa, Platyhelminthes, Trematoda, Strigeidida, Schistosomatidae.
GAGUCAGUACUUCUGUUCAUUUAUAGAUUUUCUAAAUAAUCGCUCUGAUAGAAUAACAGCAACAGCAUCGGUUGUAUUUGUAUGACUAAACAUAAGGAAAGUCGUCAAAGUACUUCGUUGUUUCGUCUUCUGAACUUUGAACUUUUCGUCAAACCAGUAAUAUAUAUUCAUAUGAAUCUUAACGUUAACUUGUUUAGAAUAAGGUCGUAAUAUCUUUUGGACUAUCUGCAAUAACUGGGUGUGUUGCAUACCUGGCCUACCUAAAUUUGACUCAUCAGCAUUCUCAGGAUCUUGCAGCAAGUAGCAACAUCAGUAAUAACCAUAAGUCUAACUGGGACUGAUCUCAGAGAUGCCACUCUACAACACAGUCUUGUAUAUUCCUCCCAUUGAACCUCCGAGAAUCACUGAUUUUGACUCCAGCGCUUCUCACAUUAACGACGACCGAAUGAAAAUUGCUGAGGUAGAAGCUUGUUUUGGAGAAUUUGAGGCGCAACUUUCCAAGUUUUGCCAUUGUAGUCAAUCGAAUGAUGUUCAUAGUCAAUGUUGUGUUCCUGGAGCUGGAAAUUUAACACAUCCAGUGAAUGAAAGAUACCUACGUCGUACUGUAGAUGAACAAUUAAGAGAUCUUACACUGGAAGGUGAACGUAAUCGAACACGUGUCGAUCGAGAUCCUCAGAAUAGUAAUUUUGAUCGAAACUCAAUUUCCAUCUUACAUCGACGUGGAAGAUUUGACUCACACAGAGCUCAGGAUUCUGUCACACAAUCCUCAAGUGGAAUAGCUGAGGCAGAAAGCAGUGAUAAUUUUCUUGUGGAUGAAGAAGAAGCCGAGGCUACUGUUGCAACAGAAGAAGAACUUGAUGCCACAGAAUAAACCUUCUCGAUCUUUGUUAUUUAGAGUUAUUAGGUGUUAUUAUAUCCGUUUUGGGAAAGCCACUAACUGAUGCUCAUGUCAGAGAUGUAAAUACAUAUGUAGUAACUUGUUAUUAUGUUAUUUCUUCCUCUUUCAAUCCGUAGGUCUUCAGACUAACUGGACCUCAUAAUUUGGACUUUUUUCGAUUUGUCUCAUGAACAAAUUAUCAAUUGGGUCAGUCAUCCUAGUAUUUUAUCAAGUCAAUUUUUUCUCACUAUCAAGACAAUAUUGUAGUGUUAUGUACAUCGUGUUUUUGUAAAUAUUCUAAUUAUGUAUGUUAAUAUAGAAAUUCGAUUGUUCAGAAA